UUUACAGCUCACCAUUCCCUCCAAGGAGCUCAAUGCGCCACCUAUAUGGCUCUCUUUCCUCCUCAGUAAAUCCCCACAACAACCCUGCAAGGUAGAUUAGGCUUGGCUCCCAAGGUCACCCAGCGAGCUCCAUGGCCGAGCAGGGAUUUGAACCCUGGUCUCGCGGGUCCUAGCCGAACGUUCCAACCCCUGUGCCGCGCUGGCUUUUGCAUUAGCCAGCAUCCGCCUAGGCUGAUUCUUCCUGGGAUGUGUACCCACCCUCCCCCGCAGCCGCAAGAGAAGCCUUGCCCCUAGGUAAGGGUUAGCGUGCCUGGAUUGGGACCUCUCUGCUGCCCACUAUGGCUGCCAUGCUGCCCUGGCGCCGGAGCAAGUUUGUCCUGGUGGAGGAGAAUGAGGGCAAAGCGAAGAGCAAGAGUUUGGGUCCCGGCUUGAGCUACAGCUCUUUGCUCUCCAACUUUGUCCGCUCCUGCCCGGACCUGUGGCCCGAGUGCCCCCUGGAGCGGCUGGGCAGCGUCUUUCGCAGCAAGCGCCAGAAAGUAGAGCUGAACAAGGAAGACCCCACCUACACCGCCUGGUACCUGGGCAACGCCGUCACCCUGCAGGCAAAAGGCGAGGGCUGCACCGAAGAGGCGGUGGAGAAGAUCUGGGCCAAGAGCGAGUUCGGGAGCCGCAGCACCAAGAUGAAGUUGACCCUCGGCCCCCACGGCAUCCGCAUGAGCCCCUGCGAGAAAGGUCUCUGGCGGCCCAGCCAUGCCUACCUGCUGCACCGCAUCACCUACUGCGUGGCCGACGGGCGGCACCCCAAGGUCUUCGCCUGGGUCUACCGGCACCAGGUCAAGAACAAAGCAGUGGUCUUGCGGUGCCACGCCGUCCUGCUCUCCAAGGCCGAGAAGGCCCACGCCAUGGCACUUUUGCUCUACCAGACGUCCCACUCAGCCUUCAACGAGUUCAAGCGGCUCAAGAGGCAAAACGACUCGCGCCACAUCCAGCAGCAGCUCCUGGGCGAAGCCAUCAUCCCCCUCGUGCCCCUUCGCAAACUUCUCAACUGCAAAUGCCCCUACAGGCCUCCGGCGGACAGGGGACGCAGCGCCCCCAGGCUGAGCGCCAUCCAGGAGGAGGAGGAGGAAGAGGAGGAAGCGGACAGGGAGGAAGGGGCCUUGGGUGCCCCUUGCGGCUGCGCAGCCAGCUCUGCAAAUGGCAGGACUGGCACCGACCGAAGUAGCUGCGCCAGCACUGGCGCUGCCACCGGCACUAUAGGCGUCCGACUGUCCAUUCGCACCACCUUGGCCGUCGGUACGCCUGAUGGCACGGUCCUCGGCCACAACUCUGACACCACUCGGGGUCGCAAGACGGUCAAAAGCAGGGAGAGGCCCGAGGUGCUGACUUUAGCCCACGAGCUGAGGAUCUGCACUUUGAGGGGGCCCCUCCACCGGGAGGACUUGCCAUCCUGGAAGCUCCCCAAAGAGUCGUCUUGCUUGCCUUGUUAAGGAUCCUGCGGGCAUGGGUUUUAUUUCGCAGACUCUCCUCCUCGGUGAUGGAUUUGAGGGAGUGGGCGUCGGGAACAUGUUGUUUCCUCUGCUGCUAUGUUCCCUCGUUGGGCUGCACUCGGUACAUUCAAGGUUGCACAUGGCAGAAUGGUUAGUCCUUGCCAGGGGAUGAACAUUGUUGAUGUGCCGAUUCUACCUAACUGAUGUCUUGUGGCCCGGUUUUCAUUUUGACCAAACCGACCCAUCUGUUCCAGCCAUUUUUAUUCUUCUGCGGACCCUCUGAGACUUCUCGCUCCCUGCUCAACCUCUGCCAACCUGUUGAACGACUGCCGGACACCCAGCUACCCUCCUCUGGGAUCAGGGUGGUUUGAUGGUUCUUACGCAUAGAAGUGAGGUUGUGCAGGCUACAGCAGCUUUUAAUACUUGUUCGAAGUGGCAAAGGGGGAAAAUGUCUCAAGCUGGGCAGGGGGAGCAAAAUCUGUCCGUCUAUGUACGCCUCAGCAUAGAGAUUUAUAUGUAAAGAGUGCUCACCCUUUGGAUUUGUACAUGUUUUUGCAUGCUUCCUUCCUCCCCACCCCUGGUGAGGGGUAUGUGUGACAUCCUACUGGGCAUCUGAUUUUGGGAACCUGUAUUGGGUUAGGAGGCCAAAUGAGGAACACUUUUGGAAGCAAUCACUCCCCCUCUAACCAACUAAUAUUGGAGCUGUAGGAGUGGAAGGGAGGUUUAAACUUGGGUUUCCAAUUCCAUUGCAUUUCUUUUUCACUAGCCUUCUGGGGUCAGGGUACUACUCUGUCGCCAAAAUAUCCAAUUUUGUGUGUCCAGAAAACCCAGCUUCUCUCCUUUGAGUAAGGGCCCUACCCAAUUAGGUUCCCCACAUUUUUGAAGAGGUAAAUUGAGCAGUGUGUGUGUGUGUG
This is a messenger RNA of Zootoca vivipara (common lizard), 2401 nucleotides long. It is a transcript of the gene FAM43B, whose product is annotated as family with sequence similarity 43 member B. NCBI's taxonomy places the organism in Eukaryota, Metazoa, Chordata, Lepidosauria, Squamata, Lacertidae. The record is from RefSeq and is a predicted model, not a curated record.